Merops nubicus (carmine bee-eater) is the source of this 1219-nucleotide messenger RNA. It is a transcript of the gene KCTD9, whose product is annotated as potassium channel tetramerization domain containing 9. The record is from RefSeq and is a predicted model, not a curated record. NCBI's taxonomy places the organism in Eukaryota, Metazoa, Chordata, Aves, Coraciiformes, Meropidae. The transcript has 11 exons. Gene Ontology annotation, molecular function: protein binding. Gene Ontology annotation, biological process: protein homooligomerization. The annotation marks the transcript as partial.
GUGGUGGCUGUGUAUGGGACUCUGUCAGACCUGCUCUCUGUGGCGAGUAACAAGCUUGGAAUAAAAGCAACCAGUGUUUACAACGGCAAGGGUGGCCUCAUCGAUGAUAUCGCUUUGAUUAGGGAUGAUGAUGUUUUGUUUGUCUGUGAAGGGGAACCCUUCAUUGACCCCCAGACUGAUGGGAGGCCUCAGGAGGAGCUCACAGGGGCACACACAGACUGGUUAACCCUCAACGUUGGAGGCCGAUACUUCACCACGACACGGAGCACUUUGGUUAAUAAGGAGCCUGACAGUAUGUUGGCCCACAUGUUUAAAGAUAAAGAUGCAUGGGGAAAUAAGCAGGAUCACAGAGGAGCAUUCCUGAUCGACCGCAGCCCGGAGUAUUUUGAGCCCAUUUUGAACUAUCUGCGUCACGGGCAGCUCAUUGUGAAUGAUGGCAUUAAUUUGCUAGGUGUUUUGGAAGAAGCCAGGUUUUUUGGUAUCGAUUCCCUCAUUGAACAUCUAGAAGUAGCUAUUAAGAACUCCCAGCCAGCUGAGGAUCACUCCCCCAUCUCCCGCAAGGAGUUCGUCCGGUUCCUGCUGGCCACCCCCACCAAGUCUGAGCUGCGCUGCCAGGGUCUCAAUUUCAGUGGAGCAGACCUCUCCCGGCUGGACCUGCGCUACAUCAACUUCAAGAUGGCCAAUCUGAGCCGCUGCAACCUGGCCCACGCCAACCUCUGCUGUGCCAACCUGGAGAGGGCAGACCUCUCGGGCGCCGUGCUGGACUGUGCAAACCUCCAGGGGGUGAAGAUGCUGUGUUCUAAUGCAGAAGGAGCAUCUCUAAAAGGCUGCAAUUUUGAAGAUCCAUCAGGCCUUAAAGCUAAUUUGGAAGGUGCUAACCUGAAAGGUGUUGACAUGGAAGGCAGUCAAAUGACAGGAAUCAACCUAAGAGUUGCAACACUGAAAAAUGCAAAACUAAAGAACUGUAACCUUAGAGGAGCAACGUUGGCAGGAACUGACCUGGAAAAUUGUGAUCUGUCAGGGUGUGAUCUACAAGAAGCUAAUCUGAGGGGAUCCAAUGUAAAAGGAGCUAUCUUUGAAGAGAUGCUGACACCUCUGCACAUGUCCCAGAGUGUCAGAUAGGGGAGAGACCGUGCUGAAGAGGAAGGCAUCAAAACACUCAUCCUGACUUCCUUCACCUCCUCCCAUUAUUAAGCUAGAAACAAUGGUUAUUGGACAA